Rubroshorea leprosula is the source of this 545-nucleotide messenger RNA. NCBI's taxonomy places the organism in Eukaryota, Viridiplantae, Streptophyta, Magnoliopsida, Malvales, Dipterocarpaceae. The record is from the annotation of a GenBank genome assembly.
UUUUCCUAUUGUUUAUAUAUAUGGAACAUCAAAUAACUUGUCUUUUAGGAAUUAGGGUUUCCUUUUUUAUUAUAUUAUUGAGAUAAGAGGUGAAGAGAGGUGGGUUGCAUAUGACAUAUUGAUGAAUUAAUAUUGUGUGUCAUUGUUUGAUAUGAGAAAGAGAAAGUGAUGAAUGAAUUCUCAAAAGCAGCCUUUGGUAAAAGUUUUGGUAAACAGCCAAAGUGAAUCUUGCAGUUAAAAGAAGGAUUCCAAUGGUCCACUUGCAGCCUUAUGUUGAAUUGGUUUCUGCUCCUGUCGGCUUCUCUGGAAACCGGGUCGGCAGUAUAGAAUUUGGUAAAAUUUUUUCAAUGCCCAAGUUUAUCAAUAAAGUGAAAGCUUCACUUCAAACUUCAAACUUCAAACUUCAAAGCCUGCUACAAUUUGUAGCCUUAAUUUCUACUAAUUCUUUCUAGCUAGAAGUUGAGAUUUCAACUUCUAAAAAACAAGAAGCAUUUAAAUAUUUGACUUGGCUUUUAUUUUUUGGUGGUGGGUUAUUGUCACACUUU